UGAAAGCAGAGCCGUCAGAGCACCAGGCGUCGAGGCGAUUUUCUCCUCUGCUUCGGCUCUGGCUUCGCUUCCAGGCGUUUCUCGUCUCCCAAAGUAUAGCCAAGCGUCGCAGAACUCCGCACGACGCUCGGUUAACUCCCGGGCGGGCAACGCAACCAUGAGCGCCGAUUGCAGCAGCUACGUGAACGCCGACAAAGCGCUGGUGGGCUCCUUCAGCUGUCCGCAGGGGGACGGCGAGGCUGACGCGAUCUAUUGCUGCGGCUUCCAGGAUAUCAAGUAUUGUUGCGAUGACCCUAACAGCUUUUUCCCUUACGAGCACAACUACAUGUGGUGGCUCAGUAUUGGAGCACUUAUUGGCUUGUCAGUUGCAGCAAUGGUCUUGCUGGCUUUUCUCAUCACUGUGUGUGUCCUCUGUUACUUGUUUAUCAGCAAGAAGCCACGCAACAAAUUGGAUACAGGCUUAACCUUGAGCUUAGAAGCAGCAGGCACAGAAAUUAGAAGAAAUUCUUCAGGUUGAAGGAAGAUAUAUGGAACAGGUUCAACUGAGUUCUGCAAGCAGUUAGCAAAGAAGUGCAUUUGUCCAAAGGCACCAGCAAAGUAUUCCAGAAAUGAAGGCGUUCUCUAACUUCAGAUAGACUGUUAGAAUUCAAUGCAAAAAGAGUGCCAGCAUAUGUACACCCGUGUCUAUAUGUUUGUGUACUCUCUUCUUGUUUUCUUGCCAUGCUAAUUGUUAUUUCUGCUCAGAGCCGACCUAAAUGUAUGCCCAGAAAUAUAACAUACUUAUCACUAUUAAUUUAGAAUUUUAGACCCUAAUCCUGUAAUCCUGAAAAGGCCUAUAUAUUUUCUUACACAGGCAAAGCUAAAAUCUUAACCAUUUUUAAUAUUCCGGCAGUGGCUUUAAAUAAGCGGCAAAAAGAAUACUAAACAAAAUUAUACAUGUCAUUACUUCUGGAUCAAAAUGUGAUGGUGGUUCUUGGAUUUGUAUAUUCUGUUGUAAAAAGUUUCAGAUUUGUUCUCUCACAGUUCCAAUUCUUUGUAAUAAUUCUUUCUAAUAAGCAAGCCUAGGUAAAACUAAAUGGGGUCCAUUAAGGUAGGCAAUUUGUGAAGAUCCCUGCUAAUAAUGCUUCAGUGAUAAAUUAUAUUAUUAGACCAUCAAAUUAGGAUGUUAAUCAGAUCUGACUUAUCUACAUAUUUUUUUUUAAAAAAACCACAUUUGCAUUUACUCAUUUGGCAAAGUUAAAUGUAACAUGAAUGUUACAUUUGGAUGUUAUACAGUAUUCAGAUACUACCACCACUCCAAAAUUUUUUGUACAUAUCACAAUAAUUAAGAAAAUAAUCUUAUCUCUUUUGUGAUAUUAAUUAAAUAAAAACAAAGAGGGCUAAAAUACUUUUUAUCAAUAAACUGCUUAUCAAUAAUGAGGAGUCUGAUAGCAUCUUGUCAGACUAACAAAUUUUAUUAAAACACACAAGCACAACUUCUAAUUUUUGGCUUUUGUAGACAUGGUACUUGACUGCAAUGUCUCUUGUUAGCAAAGUAAUUAACAGAAGAUAGAAUAAAAUACAAUACAACUAUACAUAUAAACCAGCCCUUGAGAAGGAAAAGGAAAAGGAAAAGGAAAUCAAGAUGCAUAAAAAAAUGCUUUCUCUCAGCAUUAGAUCUGUGAUGGCUCCAAAUUUAUAAUGUUCAGAUUUUUCUCUGAGAACUGUGGCAAACAAGCCCAUACUUAUUAUUUCAUAUGAGAAAGUUGCCAAAGCAGGAAUUAUUCAAAAACAGGGAUUCUCUUGGGCUCUCCAUGCAUUUUAUAUCCUGCAGAAUCUUCUAUUUGUGUCCUGCUUGAUGGAUCUGCAUAGACAUUGUGGAGAUUGUUGUAUAUUUCCAAAGCCUUUUCUCCUAUGCAGUAGAUCAUCCCAGCACUUUUAUCAUCCUUUGAUUUCCUCAGUCAUUCAUGAAUUGUAGAUAUAGUUGCUGUUUCUUUUUCCUCAUUUUUCUCCUACCUUUCCUGCCAGAUUUAACUAGAGGGUGGUUUAAUAGGCUCCAUUUUUUUUCUUGCAACUAUUGGCUAAAGAACUGAAAACAAUUUUUCAAGUAGGCUUAAGAAGAAAUGUUCUGGAGUUGUUGUUUUUUUUGACCUAUUGUAAUAUUUCUUGGGCAUGAGAAAUAUCGGGGAGAAUUUGAUUGCUGUGCUUUCAGAUUUUCCAGCCAAGACACUGCAGGCUUCAACAGCUUCAUAACAAGUUCCUUUAUUAUUCAUUACAGUGCAAUAGAUGGAGAGCAUCCAGCCUCUAAGAACUUUCAGGCAAUACUGCCUUGUUCCCAAGCACCUCAAAAUGAAAUAGCGAAAGGCUUCACACAGACUCUGGAAAGGAAAAUAUGCAGGCUUUCUAAUCUGUCUGCACACACAUACAAAAGGUUAUGCCUACUUUUAUUGCCCUGCACCUUGUUAACAAUUUAAACAUUUGACUUAAGCAUUAUUUACUAUGUUUCAGACAUUUAAUAUAUGUGACAUUAAAGAUUCCACAAUAGGAGACUCCUGACCCAAUCCGAUAAUAGGCUCAUGGGCAGUGGUAGGUUGCCCCUGGUUCGGACCGGUUUGCAAGAACGGGUAGUAAAACCAGCGGGAGCCUCCACCCACUGAUCUGGACGUCAUCAGAAAGCUUCUGCACAGAAGCACGCGCACACGUGCGGCCUAGGUGCGAACCAGUAGUAAAGGUAAGUAGAACCCACCCCUGUUCAUGGGUCAUUUAGAGAAUAUGGUUUUCCAUUCCUUCUUGACAUCCUAUUCAUGUUCUCUCCAUACCUGUUAAAAGAUGUUUUAUAAAUAUGUGCUCAUUUGUGGCGGUUCAAUUUCAUUCCGGAAUAUAUUGUUUAAAACACCAAAAUAAAUUACAAUUAAGUUACAGAAUUGAAGAGACUAAAUUUGUUGCACAGCUCUUUACAGAAAUUCAAUUGGCAGUAAUGCACAUUUUAGUGGAAAUUGUUUAGUACAAUUAUCAGCUAAUUUACCAGUUUACUGAUGUUUUUACUGAAAUUGCCAGAUGUGUUUCAAACAGAACAUUAACAGAUUUUCACUGGAUUGUAAUUAAAUCCAAUACAGGAAAGAUUAUUAUGCAGCAUUUCCAUCCUGACCAAUUUUAAAAUGUAGACUUAGAUUUCAACGGACAACCUUAUUCAAAAUAACAGACAACCUUAUUCAAAAUAUACAGAUAAAAUUACAAACUAAAAAGAAGCAAAUCCAAAAACCAGUUGCCUUACUGUUCAAAAUAAUUUUGUAUUUAAAAAGUAACCUGACACAGAAUUUAAUUCUAUCUGGAAAUCAUUUUGGGGUUAUAUCAUUAUAUGCAGACUUGCAUAAUAUCUGAAAUUUGUGUUCUUACUAACUUGAUGCCUUUAAUUGUUCAGAUAGAAAUUAAUGUAAUAUUUUAUCUCAUUUUAUGAUUUACACUAUGCUACUAUUGCUGUUGAUAUUCAUGUAUUAUUUGGAUUUUAACAGUGAUUUUGUAGUUUUUAAACCAAUAUUGUACACAGUCAGUAACAAAAAGCUA
Ahaetulla prasina is the source of this 3543-nucleotide messenger RNA. It is a transcript of the gene SHISAL2A, whose product is annotated as shisa like 2A. The record is from RefSeq and is a predicted model, not a curated record. The transcript is spliced from 4 exons. Bases 158 to 517 code for a protein of 119 amino acids. Lineage: Eukaryota; Metazoa; Chordata; Lepidosauria; Squamata; Colubridae.